Molecule: messenger RNA, 895 nt
Organism: Phaethon lepturus (White-tailed tropicbird)
Lineage: Eukaryota; Metazoa; Chordata; Aves; Phaethontiformes; Phaethontidae
Product: immunoglobulin-like domain-containing receptor 2
Exons: 6
Biological process (GO): pancreas development
Cellular component (GO): membrane
Source: RefSeq, a predicted model, not a curated record
AUGGAUUCAAGAUUUUCCUCUCCCCAGUGGCUGUGCAAAGGAAUGAAAGGUCUGCAUCAAGCUGAGGUGGAGGGGUUGCAGGUCACCGUGCCUGAGAAGAAGAAGGUGGCCAUGUUGUUUCAGCCUGCUCUGCUUCGCUGCCAUUUCUCUACUUCUUCCACCCAACCAGCUGUGGUGCAGUGGAGGUUUAAAUCUUACUGCCAGGACCGGAUGGGAGAAGCUUUGGGCAUGGCGACUUCUGGUUUACAAACAAUGAGCAAGAGGAACCUGGACUGGGAUCCCUACUUGGACUGUGUGGACAGCAGGAGGACAGUCCGCGUCGUGGCCUCCAAACAAGGAUCUGCCAUCACUAUAGGGGACUUCUAUAAGGAAAGAGAUGUCAGCAUUGUCCACGAUGCAGAUCUUCAGAUUGGGAAGUUGAUGUGGGGAGACAGUGGGCUCUAUUACUGCCUUAUUAUCACACCGGAUGAUGUGGAGGGCAAGAAUGAAGAAUCGGUGGAGCUGCUUGUGCUCGGCAGGACAGGGCUGCUUGCUGAUCUCUUGCCCAGUUUUGCUGUGGAGAUUAUGCCAGAGUGGGUCUUUGUGGGCCUGGUGAUCCUUGGGGCGUUCCUGUUCUUCCUCCUGGUGGGGAUCUGCUGGUGCCAGUGCUGCCCACACAGCUGCUGCUGUUACGUCCGCUGCCCCUGCUGUCCUGAGUCCUGCUGCUGUCCCCGGGCAUUGUAUGUAGCAGGCAAGGCAGCAAAAGCUGGGUACCCUCCUGCAGUCUCCUCCAUGCCAGGUCCAUACUACAUCCCCAGUGUUCCUGUAGCUGGUGUCCCGUCUCCUGCUGUGCUGAUGGAUAAGUCUCAUCCCCCUCCGUUAGCGCCAGGUGACUCCAGUGGAGGAAGCCAAAAUG